CUUUUACCGACAGAUCCCCCAAAGAAGCCAGACCCAGUCACUUCAGAAACAGUUGUAUUCUGGGGACUGCGGUUAUGGCAGGUCAUUGGCAUCUUCUCUAUGUUUAUUCUAGCAGUCAGUAAGUAUUUCUCCAAACCUGUCAUAAUAGUAUAUCUGCCAGAUAUUAAAGACUAUUUAUUAAAUAAAUAUUUACAUAAAUGCACAAAUACCUAUCAAUUUCACAUCAAUCCUCCAUCUUCCAAUUCUAUUUAUAUAAAUCACAUUAGUAAAAUGAAUGUAUAAGUCAUUCAGUCAAGGCACAAUGCUUCAGCUCAGCUAUUUGUCUGCAUAGUCCAACUAAUUUGCAUACUGAACAGAUAGAUCACAUGAUAUAUGGAAAUGCAUAUCAUUUGCUGAAUUGUCAUGGUUAUUGUGAGGGAGGGCUCCAAAUGGUCAUGGUAUCAUCUGUUUAUGUUUGCUUUAUCGACCACAUGAUGCAUGGUUCAAUAAGGGGAGGAGGAGGACAACACUGCACAAGACAAAAAUUGCAUUCUAUUUGAGUCAUAAUUCAUUAGGCUUCUAAACAGUAAUAACUAAACCAUGUUAUGAAAUAGACCGAAUCAACAAAAAGGAAAGUAGUCUGAUAAUAGCUGAUGUUGAAGUGUCACUUUACAGUAAUAUACAGUGAGCUCCAAAAGUAUUGGGAGAGUGACAAUUCUAUUUUUUUUUUUGGCUCUGUACGCCAGCACUUUGGAUUUGAAAUGAUAGUCCUAAAUGAAUCAUGAAUAAUGACGAGUGAGAAAGUUAUACACACAAAUAUCAUACCCUGAAGACAUGCUAACCUCUCACCAUUACAGUUACAGGGGAGGUUAGCAUUCUUUGUGGGGGUCAUGAUAUUUGUGCGUCUGUAACUUUCUCACUCAUCAUUAUUCACGAUUCAUUCAGGAUUAUCCAUAAUAAUGGUAGCAUCCACAUUAAUGUAGAAGUGUUUAGAAACAUAUUCUAUUCUUAUUUACAAUAAAAGUGACUCCAAAAUGACACAAUACAUUAUUUACCAUACAUUUGUAAAUGACACUAUUGGGCACAAAAUAAUCUGAAACACAACCAAAACAAACAGCAAAUGCAUCCACCAAAUGUGUAGAGUCACAAGCUUGAUGUAGUCAUUGCGUGCUAAGAAUUUGGGACCAAAUACUUUUGACUACUUUAAUACACAUAAGUGAAUUUGUCCCAAUACUUUUGGUCAAGGGACUAAAUACAUGAAGUGCUGUAAUUUCUAAACGGUUCACCCGAUAUGGAUGAACAUACCCCAAAAUUAAAGCUGACAGUCUGCACUUUAACCUCAUAGUCAUUGUAUCAUUUAAAAUCCAAAGUGCUGGAGUACAGAGUAAAAGCAACAACAUAAAAACUGUCCCAAUACUUUUGUAGCUCAUUGUAAAUGGUAAUAGCUGUAAAACUGUAAUGUGACACCGUUGAGUAGUGUCUAGUUCAAUACAUAUUCAGAUGUACUUCAGAUGCAGUGAGGGAAAAAAGUAUUUGAUCCCCUGCUGAUUUUGUAUGUUUGCCCACUGAUAAAGAAAUGAUCAGUCUAUAAUUUUAAUUGUAGGUUAAUUUGAACAGUGAGAGACAGAAUAACAACAAAAGAAAACAGAAAAACGCAUGUCAAAAAUGUUAUAAAUUGAUUUGCAUUUUAAUGAGGGAAAUAAAGUAUUUGACCCCCUCUCAAUCAGAAAGAUUUCUGGCUCCCAGGUGUCUUUUAUACAGGUAACGAGCUGAGAUUAGGAGCACACUCUUAAGGGAGUGCUCCUAAUCUCAGUUUGUUACCUGUAUAAAAGACACCUGUCCACAGAAGCAAUCAAUCAAUCAGAUUCCAAACUCUCCACCAUGGCCAAGACCAAAGAGCUCUCCAAGGAUGUCAAGGACAAGAUUGUAGACCUACACAAGGCUGGAAUGGGCUACAAGACCAUCGCCAAGCAGCUUGGUGAGAAGGUGACAACAGUUGGUGCGAUUAUUCGCAAAUGGAAGAAACACAAAAUAACUGUCAAUCUCCCUCGGCCUGGGGCUCCUAUGACCCCAAGAACACCAUCCCCAUCGUCAAACAUGGAGGUCGAAACAUUAUGCUUUGGGGGUAUUUUUCUGCUAAGGGGACAGGACAACUUCGCCGCAUCAAAGGGACGAUGGACGGGGCCAUGUACCGUCAAAUCUUGGGUGAGAACCUCCUUCCUUCAGCCAGGGCAUUGAAAAUGGGUCGUGGAUGGGUAUUCCAGCAUGACAAUGACCCAAAACACACGGCCAAGGCAACAAAGGAGUGGCUCAAGAAGAAGCACAUUAAGGUCCUGGAGUGGCCUAGCCAGUCUCCAGACCUUAAUCCCAUAGAAAAUCUGUGGAGGGAGCUGAAGGUUCGAGUUGCCAAACGUCAGCCUCGAAACCUUAAUGACUUGGAGAAGAUCUGCAAAGAGGAAUGGGACAAAAUCCCUCCUGAGAUGUGUGCAAACCUGGUGGCCAACUACAAGAAACGUCUGACCUCUGUGAUUGCCAACAAGGGUUUUGCCACCAAGUACUAAGUCAUGUUUUGCAGAGGGGUCAAAUACUUAUUUCCCUCAUUAAAGUGCAAAUCAAUUGAUAACAUUUUUGACAUGCGUUUUUCUGGAUUUUUUUGUUGUUAUUCUGCCUCUCACUGUUCAAAUAAACCUACCAUUAAAAUGAUAGACGGAUCAUGUCUUUGUCAGUGGGCAAACGUACAAAAUCAGCAGGGGAUCAAAUACUUUUUUCCCUCACUGUACAAGUAAAUAAUAUUCCACAUGGGAAAUAUAUUUUUAUCUUUUAUCUCUCUCUUUCUCGCCCACCUUCUCCAUUUGCAAGUCAUCACCCUAUGCUGCAUCUUCAAAUGCCGUAUCCCCAGGACGAAGAAGGAGAUUGAGGCGCGACAUGCUCAGAGAGUAGCAGCUAAGGACUACGCCAACACACUGGAGACUGUGCCUCCUCUCAACGAGCUCACAGAGAUCCCAGGAGGUAAGUGAUGCACUUCUCAGAUCCUCUCUACCUCAACAACAGUAUGAUGCACAUUUAGGACAUCCCUACUCCCUAUGACAAAAGUCCCAAGGAGGUAGGUGCGGUGUACAUUUUAGGACAUCCCUACUCCCUAUGACAAAAGUCCCAAGGAGGUAGGUGUGGUGUUCAUUUUAGGACAUCCCUACUCCCUAUGACAGAAGUGCCUACUCUUGACUUCCUAUGAACUUUAGCACUUUACAAAUAGAAUAAAGUCUCACACUCAUCUCUCCUUGGUGACAUAAAUCCACAGCAAGGCUAGAUUAAAGUGAGACUUUAUUUUUAAUUUGUAACUUUUACCUUCCAUUUGUAAGCACCUCAACUAGAGGUGUGUGCACCUUUUAUUUACUUACUCUACUCUAAGAACUACCCUGUUUUUAAUUUUCAGAGAGCUUUUCAAAGGAGAGUAGACAGGGAACUGCUAGGCCUUUUGAUAAAGUAGGAGAUCAAUAGCGCCUUGACAUGGUUUUAAAACGACUGGGCUCCUGACAGCUUUUGUAUUAAUUAGUUUGAUGUUUCUCUCAAAUUUCAUUGCAUUAUGCUAAUGAUCAUCACUUUCUAACCAUGCAGAGCUAAGAUAUGUUUUUCUCUUAUUUCCGUCGGACAACAAGCAGAGAAAUCACAGAUCUCUGUCUGACACUAUGGAUGCAAACCGUCUUUUGACUUAGUUUAAUGUGACAUAUUUUCCCUGUCUUAUCUGAUUGAAGAUGUACAUUGAGUCAACAUACUCAGAUAAAUAGUCUUCGCCUCACAGGGAGAUACAAACACACUCUGGCUGAAUGAAUACAGUAAUAUACACUGAGGGUACAAAACAUUAGGAACACCUGCUCUUUCCAUGAAAUAGACUGACCAGAUGAAUCCAGGUGAAAGCUAUGAUCACGCUCAACAGUUUCCCGUGUGUAUCAAGGAUGGUCCACCACCCAAAGGACAUCCAGCCAACUUGACACAACAGUGGGAAGCAUUGGAGUCAAAAUGGGCCAGCAUCCCUGUGGAACGCUUUCGACACCUUGUAGAGUCCAUGCCCGGCCGAAUUGAGGCUGUUCUGAGGGCGCAACUCAAUACUAAGAAGGUGUUCCUAAUGUUUUGUGCACAAAUAAUAUAUGCCAUUUAACAGACACUUUUAUCGAAGCGACUUAGUAAUAAUAUGCCAUUUAGCAGACGCUUUUAUCCAAAGCCACUUACAGUCAUGCGUGCAUACAUUUUUUUGUGUAUGGGUGGUCCCGGGGAUCGAACCCACUACCUUGGCGUUACAAGCGCUGUGCUCUACCAGCUGAGCUACAGAGGACCACAGGAAUAUAGGAUAUCUAAACUGCCAUUGGCUUUACAGUACAGUUUAAUUAUAGGGCCUCUAUGUCAAUGUCUGUCUCUUCCUUUGCAACGGCUCUAACUUUCAUGCCUUCUCUUUGGUUUCUUCCUCCCUCAAGCGUUCCCUUCCCCUUUACCUGUACCUUCCUCUCAAAACCCUGUCUUUCAUCCUCUCUUCCUUGUGUUCUUCCCUUUCCUUCCUCUUCUUCCUCCUCACUUUCCCCCCUCUCUUCAUCCUCCCUAUUUUCCUCCCCCUCUCUCUCCUCCCUGUCCUCUUUCUCUUUCUACUCUCUAUCCUCCCUCUCUUCCUCCUCCUCCUCCUCCCUCUCUUCCUCUUCAUUCUGUCCCUCCAGCCCUCCCGGACACUGCGUCCCUCCCGACGGUCUCUGAGCAGGUCCAGGCUCGCAGCGCCAGCAGCAGCCAGCUCCCAGUGGUGAGAGAAGAGGAGGAGCUCACUGUCCCCCUCACUCAGCCCGAGAUGGGAUGA
Molecule: messenger RNA, 4816 nt
Organism: Coregonus sp. 'balchen'
Lineage: Eukaryota; Metazoa; Chordata; Actinopteri; Salmoniformes; Salmonidae
Source: the annotation of a GenBank genome assembly